AUGCGGCGGGAUUACUACGACAUCGAUGAUUUCUUAGCGCGCGAACACGCGGUCACGGUGGAGUUCGCGUGGGGCGCGGCGACGGUCGGCCCGGAAGUCAUCGGUCCCAAGGCGAAGAAGGAUUCAAACGGUCGCGCCGACGUCCCGAAGGAGCAUCGCGCGCCCGUGCCGCUGUGGUGGCUGGACGGGGAGAUGGCGAAGGACGUGUACAUUUGUGAGACGCCCGCGGCGUUCGCGGACGACGUGUUCGCGCUGUUGAAGGCGGAGGACGGGGCGAAGAUCACAAACUUGAGGACGACGUGCGAGUCGUACUUUGGAUUCGCGAGGGCGACGUUGGACGCGCUCGAACGAGACGCGGGAGACGACGCGGAGGCGAUGGAACCGGUGAUCGAGUUGAAGGAAAAGAUAAGUGAUGCGUUGGAGCGACGGUGGCGGGAAGUGCUGGUGGAUUCGAUCGGAAGGGUAGGCGACGACGAUAAGACGGAGCGGUUGCUGUCGCGCGAGGAGCGGAGGAUUUGGGACGCGGGAAGGAUGGCGCAGGCGGAGUACGAGCGGUGGAGGUACGGUCGGAGCGGGCGCGUGGUGGCGACGAAGGCGGUGUUGGAUAAUAAGCGCCAGAAGCGGGGGUAG
Molecule: messenger RNA, 630 nt
Organism: Ostreococcus lucimarinus CCE9901
Lineage: Eukaryota; Viridiplantae; Chlorophyta; Mamiellophyceae; Mamiellales; Bathycoccaceae
Exons: 1
Coding region: 1-630 (209 amino acids)
Biological process (GO): mitotic DNA replication initiation
Cellular component (GO): GINS complex
Source: RefSeq, a predicted model, not a curated record